GACAGCAUGCGUGCCGGCCCCCGGUUUUUGAUCUUCCAUUCCAUACAGUGUGGGCCAUCAUCAGGCGGGCCGAUAUUUCUUUUCUUGUCUCAUCGCUUCAGAGUUCGGACAGGCGCAGGUAAGAAGAAAUGGAGUCUGCGAGGACUUGCUCCCAGCCCGAGCCGGAGCCGGCGGCGCCGCCGUCCGCUGCCGGCGGCCGGGACUGGUCGGAGCUGCCGCUGGACGCGCUGGUGCAGGUCUUCGCCAGGCUCGGCCCCGUCGAGAUCCUCAUGGGCUCGGGGCUCGCGUGCCGCUCGUGGCUGCGGGCGGCCAGGGAGCCCGAGCUGUGGCGGUUCGUGGACAUGGCGAGCCACAGGGUGGUGGAGGAGAUGGACGGAGACGUCCUCCGCGCCAUAGCGGAGGUGGCCGUCGACCGCGCCGGAGGGAAGAUGGAGGCGUUCUCCGGGAAGUACUUUGUCACUGACGACCUUCUCAAGUACAUAGGGGACAGGUCAGCAUCUCUGAAAACCCUCAGCCUCAUAUCAUGCCACGAGGUCUCCAACAAGGGAUUCACCGAACUUGUCAAGAAGUCACCCCUGCUGGAGGACCUCUCCCUCGAGCUCUGCCCGAAAAUCGGCGGUCGCAGCGUGUACGAGUCCACCGGCAAAGCGUGCCCCCGGCUGAGGCGUUUCAGGCUGCGCAGGGAGUGCUUCAGGUUCUCUUUAAACUACCCUCGGCGUGUCGCUGAAGCGCUCGGGAUCGCGGCGAUGAGCGGGCUACGAAGCCUCACCCUCACCAGCAGCAACAUCACCAACGACGAGCUGGUGGCCAUCCUCGACGGCUGCCCUCACCUGGACUCUCUCUGCCUGCGCGACUGCUACAAGGUCAUCGCUGACGCCGACCUGAGAGCCAAGUGUGCCGGGAUCAAGACGCUGGCGCUUCCUGAGUAUGAGCGCUAGCUGGUGAUCUCCGCUACUAUCACGUGGUUGGCUGUUAUUUAUGAUGAGGAUUGUUAGAUAGCAUGGUUUGACAGGAGUUAGUGUUUAUGCAAGUUGUUGUGAUCCUUUUCAAGGCUAUACCUUGCUAUGCAUUUGUUGUUCGGCCUUCAGAUUUGGGGUCCUAGUGCUGAUGUUUUUUUUUUUCCUUUAAAGACCCUGGUGGUGAAGUUUUAGUUUUGCGAGGACUGAAUUACAUUUUGUAAAUUGUGUGCUGGGAUAAAUAACAUUUGAACAUUACCAAAAAAAAAGAUAAGGAAGCCGAAUCUCA
This is a messenger RNA of Panicum virgatum (switchgrass), 1245 nucleotides long. RefSeq names its product putative F-box/LRR-repeat protein 23. The coding region runs from base 129 to 938 and encodes 269 amino acids. NCBI's taxonomy places the organism in Eukaryota, Viridiplantae, Streptophyta, Magnoliopsida, Poales, Poaceae. The record is from RefSeq and is a predicted model, not a curated record. Gene Ontology annotation, molecular function: protein binding. The transcript is spliced from 2 exons.